UCCAGCGGCCAUCUAACUACCAUUCCACAGAGGGUACCAUUCCACAGAGGGGUUUCCUUCAUCUCCCUCUACAAAGACCACAAGAGUUCUUUUCUGUGCUGCAAUCCACAUUUGCAGGGUUGCUGGUCCAAACUAAAUUCAACGUGUAGUUCAAUGAGUACUGUUGAUUUUGAGGCAAAAGAUUUCUGCAGAGUUCAGCAAUGGUAAGCUGUAGCCGAUGUUAUUUGCACAGGUCAAUCAGGGUUGUCAACUUCGUUAUUAAUGCUAUUGGAGUUGCAAUGAUCGUAUACUCUCUUUGGCUGCUGAAGAAGUGGAAAGACGGGGUUGAUGAGUUGGAUCUUGCAUCACCUGUUCCUACACCUUGGUUUAUCUAUACAUGUUUAGGUGUGGGAAUCGUUGUAUGCUUGAGCACACUAUUGGGACAUUCAAUUGCUAACUGUAUCAGCAAUUCUCUCCUCGCCGUGUAUAUUGUUUCCAUAUGCUCUCUUCUUCUUGUCCAAGCUGUUAUCAUUGUCACAGUCUUCUACAAGACCAACUGGGAAAUGCAAAUUUCCAUAUACAUAGAUGAGAACCAUGAAGAGUUCAAGAAUUUUGUUCUCUUUCAUGUGGAAAUGUGUUGUCUGAUUUCAAUCUCAGUUUUGGUAGCCCAGCUGAUUGUUGCUUUGCUUGCUGGCAUCCUAUGGGCAGUAGGAUGUGAACCAAACCUUCAUUGCAGCAGCUCUGAUCCCCCAAACUUUACAUACUCAUUUUUGGAUGAUCGUACUUCAUCAUUAAGUGACUGUACCAGAUUACCUGAAAGGUCUUUCCAGGUUCAUAAUAUUGGACAAACGCUAAGAAAUUCAUUCGCCUAAUUCAAGCUGCCAAAGUGAACUCAACUAUCUGGCUGCAAGAAAAUCCAGAUUCAUGGAGUGGUUUAUAAACAGAGAAACAAGAAGAGAAUGCUUUGAGUCGACUAACAAGCAAACUUGAAUAGACUUUGGUUUGAAGUUACUGAUAACAUGCAAUUUUGGAAGUGAUGCUGGUUGCACUGUGUUAAUAAUCCAUGUAGUGUUGUCUAAUUUUCCAUUUCUCUUUAGCCAUACGGCCCUGCUUACUAACCUGUCACUUGCAGGGGACUGUUGCCACCUACUUUCCAUUUUCUUAAUCACACAAAUGCCCAAAAACCUUCAAUAUUUUGACAGUUUCAGCAGUUAGAUGUGAUGUUGAAACUCAAGAAUUGUCAAUCUAGUCUCAUGAAUCUGGCGCACCAUACAGUAGCCAUCCAUUAGUGCAGCAUAGGUAACUUCAUCAGAACUCUGACUUCGUUGAAUCAUUCCAGAGGAUGUCCAUUCUGCAAUCUGGAAAAAUGGAUUUCUUUGUCCAACACCAUUUCAUGUACCAGCUUCUCCAGUUGUACCAUAUCCCUUUUGACACAAUGACACCAGCACCUUAGGGACUCUGACAAUAAAAUGAUCAAUCAUCGAUCGCUUUACUUAGUUCUUUAACGCACUCAUGGAGCAAAUACUUGAAGCAUAUCAAGCAGACUAGGGGUUGUUUCCUUCAGUGAAAUCCAAAUCCAGCAGCAUGGACGCGGUGUAAGAAUCAGGUGAGAACCCUUUGUCAAGCAUUUCCUGAAAAUGCAUUUUUGUCUCAAGAUAUUCACCCCCUUUAAGAAAUCCACGAACAAUAGUAUUCUGUAUAAGAUCAUUUGGCAAGCAUCUGUCUUC
This is a messenger RNA of Coffea eugenioides, 1706 nucleotides long. Its product is annotated as tetraspanin-19-like. Bases 201 to 851 code for a protein of 216 amino acids. The record is from RefSeq and is a predicted model, not a curated record. Lineage: Eukaryota; Viridiplantae; Streptophyta; Magnoliopsida; Gentianales; Rubiaceae. Gene Ontology annotation, cellular component: membrane. The transcript is spliced from 5 exons.